Molecule: messenger RNA, 717 nt
Organism: Entrophospora sp. SA101
Lineage: Eukaryota; Fungi; Glomeromycota; Glomeromycetes; Entrophosporales; Entrophosporaceae
Source: the annotation of a GenBank genome assembly
AUGGCAAAGCUUUCGCAACAAUUAGAAUACUUUAUACAUAAAAAAAUAUCAGGUGAUGUUAAUUGGGCAGGAAUAGAAAUAAUAUUAUCAGGGCAUGAAGUACCAGGAGAAGGGGAACACAAAAUAAUGGAAUAUAUUCGUACUGUUAAAGCUCAACCAGACUAUAAUCCAAAUGUCAGACAUUGUUUAUAUGGAUUAGAUGCAGAUUUAAUUAUGUUAGGACUUUUAAGUCAUGAUCCUCAUUUUGCAUUAUUAAGAGAAGAGGUAUCAUUUGGUCCAUCUAAAACAAAAAAACAAGGACGAUUGGAAUUACAGAAUUUUUAUCUUAUGCAUCUAUCAGUAUUACGUGAAUAUUUGGAUCUCGAAUUUUCUUCUUUGAUGGAAUCAAUUAAUUUUGAAUAUGAUCUUGAAAGGAUAAUAGAUGAUUUUUCAAGAUUUCCAGAAUUUAUAAAAGUUUUGGAAAAAAAUCAUAAAAAUGAAAUUUAUAAUUCCGAAGAUUUUUAUCCAAAAAAGAGUGCAAACCAAAAAAUUCAAUUGAUCAAAGAAUGGUUGAAAUCCAUUGAAGUAAGAUGUUUUGAGAAGGUUUCGUUGGAGACAGAACAAUUGGAUAAAGAAGCAAUUCAAAAAAUUGAAGCUGCAGCCGAUGAAUUUGCGAAAGAACCAAUGUGGACACUUAUCCCGAUUGAAAAAGUCGAUCGAAAUGUAAGAAAUAACUAA